Mugil cephalus (flathead mullet) is the source of this 2429-nucleotide messenger RNA. Its product is annotated as GTPase IMAP family member 7-like. The record is from RefSeq and is a predicted model, not a curated record. Bases 66 to 1001 code for a protein of 311 amino acids. NCBI's taxonomy places the organism in Eukaryota, Metazoa, Chordata, Actinopteri, Mugiliformes, Mugilidae. Gene Ontology annotation, molecular function: GTP binding. The transcript has 4 exons.
UUCUGGUGAAAACGUUCCGUCUCGUCCCACUUGUUUAGUAAAGACAGGAAAUCUGGGCCGCUGUGAUGGCCGCCUCCCAAACACCCACCCAGAGAGGAAGAAGAGGAAGUAAAGGUCAAGAUCUAAACUUCAGGCUGGUUCUUGUUGGGAAGACUGGAGCAGGGAAGAGCUCCAGUGCAAACACCAUCCUGGGAAUAGAUGCCUUCACUGCAGCAGUCAGCCAGUCCUCAGUGACCAGACACUGCUGUAAGGUGAAAGGGGAGGUGUUUGGGAGGGAGGUGACCAUCAUCGACACUCCCGGCCUCUUCGACACCUCGUUAUCUGAUCUCACCGUGAAGAGGGAGAUCUCCAAAUGCAUCAACAUGUCGGCCCCGGGGCCCCACGCCAUCCUGCUGGUCAUCAAGGUGGGACGCUUUACCACGGAGGAGCAAGACGCCGUGAGGCAGGUGGCAGAGAUCUUUGGGGAGGAUGCCUGGAACUACACCAUGAUCCUCUUCACCCAGGAGGACCAACCUGGACCAGACUUCCACACACAGCUGGAGAGGGCUGGACCUGAGCUGAAGUCAGUGCUGAAGAAGGUGGGAAACAGGUUUCAUGUCCUCAACAACAACAAGACCAAUAACCGUGGUCAGGUCCUGGACCUGCUGGACAAGGUGGAGAAGAUGGUGGAUGCAAACGGAGGGAAGUUCUACUCCAACUACACCUACCAGGAGGUGGUGCAGAUGUUGGAUCAGAGAGAGACGGAGCUCAGAGAGAUUUACAGGAAGAAACUGGAGGAGGAAGUCAAAGCUGUGGAGUCACAGUAUGAGAGGAAGCUGAGAGAAGCUCAGCAGGAACGAGAGCAGGUGGAGGAACGACUGCAGUCUGAGCUGAAGGAGUUGAGGAGGUAUUAUCAGAUUCUAGAGAGCGGAGUCCGUCAUGUAGUCGAGCAGACGGUACCGACUGAUUCCUUGGAAGACAUCGCCAAGUUUCAUCAGACGCUGAAACUGAAACUCAACUGAGAACACACAGUUCUGCUCCUUGGUCAUUUUUAAUCAGACUUUGUGGCGGCACCUGGUGGCAGAAGCAUGUCACAUCAACACCAGGAGGGUGGAGGAGACACAACCAGAUAUGGGCAUAGUAGUAGUGAACACGUCCACCGAUGGGGGGGGGGGCAAACGGGUCUGUUGUCCCGGGCCCAGGGUAGGCGGGGGGCCCUCAUUAAACUAUGGAAUAAUUAAAAAUCAUAAAAUAAUAAUUAAAAAAUAAUAAUAAUUCAAUUAGGCCUAUUUCAGGAGAAAAGAUUAUCUCGUCCCGGGCCCAGGCAAGACUGUCAGCUGGCCUGGUAGUGACACGCUACUUAGUCGCGCUACUUCUGGUGCAGGUAAGAUCCGCGCUAUCCCUCAGACGGUUCUUCUACCCAUAGACAUUAAUACGUAGAUGCCCUAUGCAACGCUGAACGUUGUUCCUACGUCACCGCCAUCUUUGAAAAACGAGUGCCCGUCUACAUCGUGUCGGACGUUAAAGCGUUUGAGCGGUUUUAUGGUGCAUUCAAGUGCAUCCCGUAAACUCAGAAGUCUAUAUUUUUCUUCUUAUUUUCAUUUGUUGAAAUACAUACAUCCGUCAUUCCUUUGUUGUUGUUUUACUACAUUCUAUUUAAUGAUUAAAACUAAAUGAUAGAACAAAAUUAUUGAAACACAUUCAGAAUCCAACUAAUUUCUGCAUAGUCAGAUUUAAACACUUGGUUAAGACGAGAGUCAAAUUGUUUUCUGCAUACUCUAGCUUAUUCUUAUACUGUAUACCCAACUGUUUUAGUAUCAAAUUGCCAACUUGAUGUAAAUUUAUAUUAUCUCCUCUAUCUUUCCAGUGAAUUUCAUAGCAUCAGGGGAGUUCUUUUUUGGAUCUAUGAACCUACAGAGUUUACUUCCAUAACAGGCCCUGAUCAUGUUCAUCAAGUAAAGGGGCUGAAUAUGAUUAUGUGAUGAAGGGCAGCCUGACAAGAAAUAAUCAGUUAAAAAUGUGCAGAACUACGUCCCCUGCUAUCAGAAAAAGGCUCUACAGAGUUGGUCAGUGCAGCAGAGAGAAGCCGAUGUACAGAGACCGACGGGUAAAUUACUGUGUCCGUUCCUUUGAUUUCAUGAGUUAGACCCUGUGUCCAUUCAGAAGCCAGUAAAGCUUGAACGUACGUUAAUUAAUAGGAGGUCAGAGCAUUCACUGUUCAUAUACCGUAUAUUGAUAUGUUUAUACUGACAGUUAUGUGUUUAAUUCUUUAUUUCUAUUACUUGUUCAACUCUAUUAGUAGUUCUGAUUACUGUUCUUUAUUUCUGCAACAAUCUGUUGCAGAAAAUUCAAAGCAUUUUUCGUUACCAGGGUCAAGAUGGACGACCAAACCUUUAAAAAAUGUUUUUUUUUUCAUUUUCUGUUUUUAAAAACAAAAAAUAAAAGCGACA